UUCAGCGACUUUACCGCUCGGCCGCUGGUGGGCCCUUAAUUCCUUCCUGGAGAGCUUGGAUUACUUUUGGUGAGGGGAAUAAAAGAAAUACAAGUGACGAAAAAACAAAUAAUAUAACAAAUAAAAUAUUAGGAAAACAGUUGAUUUAAAACAAAUGGAAUUCGAUGACAUCUUAAAAGAGGUUGGAGGUUAUGGACCAUACCAAAAGCAUUUAUUAUUUUUGACACUUGUGCCUUCAUUAUGCCUCAUUCCAUGGUUUUCAAUGGAUAUAUACUUUAUACUAUCUACUCCCGAUCACUGGUGUUUCGUACCUGUGGUCACAUCAUCUAAUUUAAGCCUGCAUCAACAGAAAGCUCUUAUCAGAGAACCAAGCAACCCAUCAUGUGCUAUGCACGACAUAAACUACACAGAAUAUCUAGAUUCUAAAACUCUCAAUAUUGUCAAUAAUUCAAGAUCUCGACUUUGUUUAAACGGCUGGCAGUACGAUAAAUCUUACUACGACUACACAGCGGCUAGUCAGUGGAAUAUGGUUUGCGACAACAGUCAUUAUGUUAGUUUUAUUUUUAUGCUUCAAAACGUUGGCAGCAUUUUCGGAAAUCCCGUAAGUGGAUAUAUUUCCGACAGGUUCGGAAGAAAAAUAGCGUUCACGGGAGUUGUUUGCUUGGCAGCUGUGACUGAAAUUUCUUCUAUAUUUGUGAAAGAUUUUAAAGUUUUCGCAGCUCUUAGAGCUGUAAAUGGAUGCAUCUUCCCAGCCAUGUUUAUGCUACCCUUGAUUACAGUUUUAGAGAUUGUGUCUCCAGAAAAACGUUCCUUCGUAAAUGGCGUACAGAACUGCUGUUGGACAUUUGGAAUGUGUCUUCUACCUGCCGUUGCUUACUUAUCAAGAAGUUGGGUGAACUUAAGUCUCGUCGUUUCUUCAGCAGUUCCUUUCCUUUUGCUGUGUUGGAGGUUUAUUCCUGAAUCUCCCCGCUGGUCUAUAUCUAGAGGAAAAUACGAUGAAGCAGUUACGGUCAUGAAAUUAAUUGCAGAAAAGAAUGGAAGAACAGUAGAUCCCAAUACACUGCUUGCAAAAUUACAGGCAUUAGAUAAAAAGCGCAAAGAAGAGAAGAAAGCAGGUCUGCAAAAUUCAGCCUCUGAUAUAUUAAAAGUACCCCAUAUGAGAAAGGUGUUCAUCUUCAUGACAAUUUGUUGGACAGCAAACUACCUAAUAUAUUAUGGCCUUCAGAUGAACAUAUAUAAUUUAAGCGGAAAUGAAUUUAUAAAUUUUUUCCUGCUGUCUUUGAUGGAAACACCAGGCAACUUGCUAAGUUGGUUUUUUAUGGAACGUUACGGAAGAAGAUUCACUAUUACUGCUGGUUUCAUUCUUGGAGGUCUUGUCUGUUUCUCAUGUAUGAUAGAAUAUCCUUACAGCGAUGUGGUCAUUUCGGUCAUCGGCAAGUGCAUUGCAUCUGGCACAUAUGUGGUAACCUAUCAGAGAAGUUCAGAACUUUGGCCAACUGUAGUCAGGUGCUUUGGAAUGAGUGCGACUAGUACAAUAGCCACAGCAAUUUCCCUAGCCACACCUUAUCUUAUAUAUUUUGGCAUGUAUAAAAAAACCAUUCCUUUCCUAAUAAUUGGAAGUUUCUGCAUGUUAGCUGGUGUCUUAUCCGCCUUUCUUCCUGAAACACUAAAUGAAAACUUGCCUCAGACUAUAAAUGACGCUAAGGAUUUCGGGAAGGAUCAGGAGUUUUUUUCAUUCAACAGAAGGAAGUCACAAAUAGUAGAAGAAAAACGAAUGCAAAUUUUUACACUGCAAACUUAAUUCUGCAAAAUAGUGUAACUGAAGAAACCAUGUUUGCUUUUCUACAGCACGAGUUAAAAUAUUAAAGUUUUUUUAAUGUUUUUAUACAAUUGAAGAAAAUCCAAAGCUCGGUGAGCUAAACUGAACCUCUUAUAUGAUGAAGAAAAAUAACAGAAUACUCUAGUCUAAAAGCUAUUCUACAAGCUAAAAUAUUUCAUACUUCAUGGAUUUAAAUUCUGACCUUAAAAUAAAAUAUUAUAAGUCUGAGAUAAAUGAAAUCAAAAUGGCAUCUUUUGCUGGUCUUAAAAUUUGAAAAUUAACGAGUGGAAACAGAUCAUUUUCUUUUUAACUGAUCAACAUUUAAUCCACAGAGCUCCCACUUUGCUAGCUUGGACACGUUAUCCAAGAUACAUGCGUAGUCUGUUAGUGUAAAUGUGAAGGAAAUCCAUACAGUUGAACUCGAUUAAUGUAUUCCUUGUUUUAGCCGGUGUUUAACAUAAGAAAGCUGGAAAGGAAUUUAACUUGUUUUUUAAUAACGGAAAUUUUAUAUAACCGAUAAUUAACAAAAUGUUAUUUAUAUUUAAAGGAAUAAGUUGUAAUACCUCGUUAUCAAUAGACUUUACAACCAUAUUUGUUUGUUGCAAGUUAGUUUUUCGGUAAUUUAAUUGUAAGAAUGGCCAAGUAAGAGGUCGAAUUGGUAACUUCCUUUGUGUUAGGAAAGGAAGUCUAAAAGUGAAAGGUGAAAAAGGAAGUCUUUUUCUUUAGAAUGCUUAAUAGCAGGAAAA
Stegodyphus dumicola is the source of this 2565-nucleotide messenger RNA. RefSeq names its product organic cation transporter 1-like. NCBI's taxonomy places the organism in Eukaryota, Metazoa, Arthropoda, Arachnida, Araneae, Eresidae. The record is from RefSeq and is a predicted model, not a curated record. Gene Ontology annotation, cellular component: membrane. Gene Ontology annotation, molecular function: transmembrane transporter activity. Gene Ontology annotation, biological process: transmembrane transport.